Molecule: messenger RNA, 5221 nt
Organism: Amoebophrya sp. A25
Lineage: Eukaryota; Dinophyceae; Syndiniales; Amoebophryaceae
Source: the annotation of a GenBank genome assembly
CGGAAGAAGAAGGAGACGAAAAGUGAUGAAAAAGCGCGUUAGGGUGUGUAUAAGAACUUCUAAAAAAGUAUAGAACAGAUCCUCGUCACCAGAGCCGCACAUCCAAAUCCUAUUAUGAUUAAACUCAUGUAGACAAGGAUGGUCUCGCUAGAGCAGCUGAAGAGCGACAAGCAGCUGCUUGAUUAUAUCGAGAGCCGACGAUCCGAGAAUGCGGCUGCCUCGGACGAUGCGGUUUCAAAAGAGGCAUCCACUGUCCAGCCAGCGGCAUGGACGUACUUAAGUUUUUUGGCAAUGAAUAGAGAAUGGAAAUGGUCUGUAUUCAUAGAGUUUUCUUCUCUAGGAUCUGCAAAAUCUUCUUCCGUACAAACAACGAAACACUUGUUCUGAGUAUCCAAUUUUUGCACAGAACAUUCUAUACUUACAGUGAAUUCCACCUGCUUUUUUUUCUAGUGCUGCAUUUCUGCAUAACAUAUCAGGGCCUCGUCCACCACCGUGCAGCAGCGAAGUUUGCCACAGCAAAGCACAGAAGCUACGAGUAGGAGUAAGAACAGUGAACAGACGGUGACCACGUUGGCCAACGGCAAACGACCACAUUUUAAGGGCAUCCACAUUCCAUUCUCCAGUACCAUUCUGGACUCAUCAUUUUUUUCCUUUUUCAUUAGGAAAGAAGCCAGGGAUGUUUUGGAGAAUGCAAUGCUGCAACCUCUACACAUUUGGGUUUGCCCCUUGCCCAGUUGGAAAGACAUGACGCUAUAUCAUGUCACGCAACCGGAAAGCGAAGCUGUUGCGCCUCCGACGACUUGAUCCGAAUGUAUGUCAAGUUCCCUUUGAGCGGCGAUCGUAUUGAGUUUAUUUGAAGUUGCUUGGUUAUUUGUAUUUUUGCUGCAUUGGAAAGAUGGAAGAUAUCCACAUGACAUCAAAAUGUUGAAUGGACUUCUCUCACGUCGCACCUUUUUGACACAGGCCUGGCGUUCUGGGUCCACAGGGAACUCAUGAUUGGAGGAGCCUUGCCGAAAACACAGAGUAAUAGAUUUACUGACGUUUACGGUGAGCGGGACGAGAGGAAGCAGCCAGCUAAUGGUAUUCCACCUUGUUGUUCUCCUACACUCACUUCUCCCAUGGGUAUGCUCGCUUGACACUCACAGAGUUGUCCCUUGAUUUGGUGACUUUGUAUUAUCGGUUUUAGACCAAAGGCCUCGAUGACUUUGUAUUAGUAGAUCUUAAGACGGAUUCUUGACUACGCAGUGUCCUGGCUUCCCACUCCAUCCUCCAUGAUUCUUGACUACGCAGUGAUGUCCUUGCUUAGCAGGCCAUCCCUCAUCUCCAGACUGUCUAUCUAUCUUUCGGCAACAUCACCCCCCCCUCCACCACCAGACACUGCAGCAGAGUAUGAGUACUUGAUGCAGUUGAUGACUGAGGAUAGUUUGAAGUUGCGAGUGCAAAAAUUGACGGGGAUACCAGUGGAACAUCAGAAGCUGUGGUAUAACAAAACCAUGUUGGGCAACCCGAUUUCGAGUCUAAGGAGAGCAGGUAUUUGUAGUAUAAUGUUUAUUAUGAUCAUUUCAGUAAGAACUAUCAACACAGUAUCGUGAUCUAUGAGAUCACAUUUUUAUUGAUACGAUAAUAGUUCCAUUUACUGUAUUUGUUGUGUUGUUCCUCCUUAAUGACAAGAGGUUCCUCCUCUCCUUCACCAUAACAGGUAUCGGCCACGGCAGUGAGGUGAUGAUUCGAUGUAAAACAAGAGUUGCGAGGAAGAGCAUGUUUGGGGAUAGGGGAGUUCCAGCUCUAGAAGGCACGAAGAUGGAUGGCAUGGGGGAACAGCUCUUUAAGACUGGAACUUUAAGACAGAUUUGUUGAUGUAAAAAGAAGAAACUACAUUAAUAAAUGAUGAGUCUUCGAAAUCGCAUUGUUUUGUAAUUCGGUCUUUGCUUUUCUUGUACAUUUGCUUUUCACGAAUAAGAAAUAGCUAAUCAUCAUCUAAGUCUCUACAAGGUGCUGCGCCAGCGGUUGGAUAUCGUUGGUACAAUAAGUCUGGAGACUCAGUUGUGCGGGAAAGGACACUAGCCAGCGAGUCUGAAGACCGCCUCUACCUGGACCGUGUGAGCAACACUUCAGAACGAUCAUGUACUAAUUCGUUGACAUGAGGCUAAACUUCUAGUUGUAUUUGUUAAAUGGUUGUUUUGUAAUUUUAUUUUGAGAAUGCAAUAAUUAAACACAAAAUAAGUAACGAUCAAGACGAAUUCCAUUUUCCUUCCUAUCAUCAAUGAACGAGUUGAAUUUAUUACUUCCUCUAUUACAACAUCACACUCACAGCCAACGCUCGUAAGUCGCAGGAGAGUCACAAGCGAGAUUCUAUUGACACAGCAGGUGGACAUGGGGAUGGCUCUGUCAGAACCAUCACUAAGGACUACGACAUCGACUGCAACCUUUUACAUAAGAGAAUAUCGCAGAUACCGAAAACGUUAAGGCAACCAAAGAGUAGCCUCAGCAUCAUCCGUGGCCUCUUUUUCAAGGGGAAACGGGUCCAGGGAUGGCCCACGAAAGCGAAGCGUUAGCUCUAAAAACAGACGCGAUAUAUGUCAACCAGUCCUCUGUACGGUAUUCGAGUGUGCGUGGGUCAAUGCUGGGCCAUUCGCAGUAUAUAGGAGCACGCGACUCGACCGCGACGACGGGUCGCGACUCAGCAGCUGCUAGGGAAAGCGCAAUGGCCAGAGAGAGCGCAAUAGCUCGCUUGUCAGCUGGAGAUAGGGAGACUACACAGGAAGAUGGUUCUUGGAUCUUUUAGUUUUUUUGACGUCUAAUGAAUGAUUACGAUUCUAAAAAACUCCACUAAGUAAUCAUGUCAGACCAUGUGCUUGGUAUAUCAUUAUCAACAUGAACUAGAUUUCCCUUUCUCUUUUCUCUUUUCUAUCUUCCUCUGGUCUUUCUUUUUUCUAGUUAGGUCGGCUCCACCACAAUUAUCGACGUGAAGAUCGUUUCGCUUCCUCAACAGGUACAGUCACUUCCGGAACCUUUGAGCAGGUGGUGUCGCGAUUAUCCCAGAAGGACAAGGAUAUCUUGCGACAGCAGUUCAAUGCGGAAUUGAAGCGUGCGGAACAGUCUUCCCCUCUCGAGGAUGAGAGCUAUCUUAGCAAAGGAGGGCCACUGUUAUGAGAGCUAUCUGUGCAGCAGCACAUCAUCGAGGACAAUGCUAUUUACCUAAUAUUAGAAGAACAGAUUUUUUUCAUCUUUGUCGUCUCACUACAUUUCUUAAAAUUCUAUGGUCUACAUGCUUACUUAACACUAGAAGGGCGUGAGCGUGAGCGGCAUAGAAGAGAUCACGAUACGAACGUCGCCUCUAGCUAUAGUACAUCACAUGCGGUAGUGAGUUAUAAAAGGUAGUGCAUUAUAAUAUCUUAAGUAAGUAGGAGUACAUGAAUCGAUAGAAUGUCGUACAACUGGUGCUUUUCCCUUUCAUACUUGCAGCAAUAUUACUACUACUCGGACACCGGAGCAGCAGAUGCGGGCAAUAUGACAGAGGGCGCAGAGACGGAACGUAUGGUCGUGUCUGUCUGUAAGUCUAAAGAGAAGCACUACAUGAUACUGCUUCAAGGUGUCUUUUUCUGUUUCAAGGUGUCUUUUUCAACGACUACACCAAAGAAAAGUACAGCUUAUUUCUUGAUAAGAUUUUCAAAAAGUAGAAGGAUACGGAAUUUCAACCACUCCCCUUUCAUACUUCAAGAGCGGACUGAGGAUGUGGAUGCUUCCCCGAGUCGUGUCCAGGCAGGCAGAAGCAGCGUGCAACAGGACUAUGCUCACUACUACGAUGAGGGCGCGCUUGGGGAUGAAGAGAAUGAGGCAACGGAGCCCUUGAGCCGCAGUCGAGCAAGAAUAAGUACUGGUGCUGCAGGAGUGGGUCCAUAUUCGGCACGAAGCGAGGAGCCGCGAGAACAACCCACAGACACAGUAGGUGCUGCAGUGAGUGGAAUUAUAGGUCGGCUGUCUUCCUAUUUUUCACCUUCGAAGAAACGCGGUUCAUAUGGAACCACACAGGAAGGGAGAGUGUCAUCAUCAGCUGUAGAAGCAGAAGAUUAAGGCUACCGCUAAAGCAUCCUCAACACCAUCGCUUGGCCCGUUUUCUACCGAAAAACGAAGCCAAGGACGCACUCAGGGAUACUAACGCGGUUGCUCUAAGAAGAGUCGUUUCAGGGUGUGGCACCCGCUGCAGGUCCCAGCUCCGUGGUAGAAAUAGAAGGAGACGACGCUUUAGCCCAGUACGUUCGCAACUCUUCUAGUUAUGGCUCAUACUAGUUCAUCCUCACAGGUUGUUUCUCGCGACCGUUUCUGUCUUAGAUUCCAAAGAUAUGCCGGCAGAAGGGCUCUAAGGAUAGGGCCGCUGCUAUCAAGAAUUUUCUUAGAGCGACUCCCCUUCCAUGACGAUGACCUCGAAACAGGAGAGCACUGUAGACGUUUCCCGUUCGAGAUAUCUUCAAUUCUUUGCCUCGUGGCCCUGGCUAUCAUACUACUGGCAAGGCUAUGCUUUGUCCUACUUAUUUAGUCAGUUAUCUAGUCCCUUCACACUUGAAGCGACUCCCCUUCGCCAGGCCGGAGGCCACGGAGAAGUAGUAAGCUCUAAUCUAUUGCUGGAGCACAACCCGAAGCAGCGGCAGCGGAGCCAGCAGGGCCACAAGGUGCGGCCGCUAGGACUUCGGGUCAGCGUGCUUCGUGGACUGUAGGUAGUUAUCGAGGCAUGACACAGGGAACGACAAUGACACAGCGCAGCAGCCGCACAAGGAGUUCCAUGAUUAUGCUGAGGUGAUGUAGUAUUCCAUUAUCUGUCGUGGACCAUGAUGAGUAUUCUAAGUGGGCACAGGCACCCACCGCAGUGACCCACUUAUAAGUAGGGUUAUACCGUACUUCCGCCUUGAAAAUUAAUCUAUUCAAUGCUAGAAUAACUACUUCCCACAAACCUUACCACCCCAAACCACAAAAUUACUACCUCAACAAACCCCAGUAUAGCAAAACUACUACUUCUAACCUCCCGAACCACACCACACCCUUCCUGAUUAUGCCGAAAAUGCAGUUUCAUGGGGGACCAAAGCUGUUUGAUCCCGCAAACAAGCUAACAUACGACUCUCCUCUAUAUUUCGACAACUUUUCGGACCAUCACUCUUUCCGGGAUGGCGGUCACGGAGACGCGUUUGCGCGUGUGAGGGAACGAGUUUUGGGGACGUUGCCGUGA